AAUAUUAAAGCCUCGGAAGUUGAAGCUCUCUUCUCCGAUCCAAUCCUUUCACUGCUAAAUGGAGGACGCUUUUGCUAGAUCUGUCACUGAGGUAUUGGAUUUCUUUGGCGUGGAACCGACCAAAGGCCUUAACGAUGCUCAGGUUUCGCAAAAUGCUAGGCUUUACGGUAAAAACGUGCUGCCAGAGGAGAGAAGGGCACCAUUUUGGAAAUUGGUCUUGAAACAAUUUGAUGAUUUACUUGUUAAGAUCCUGAUAGCCGCAGCACUCAUUUCAUUCAUUUUGGCUUUGGUUAAUGGGGAAACAGGGUUAACUGCAUUUCUUGAGCCUUCUGUUAUUCUACUGAUAUUAGCUGCAAAUGCUGCUGUAGGAGUAAUUACAGAAACAAAUGCUGAAAAGGCCCUUGAGGAGCUACGUGCAUAUCAAGCUGAUGUUGCAACUGUACUGCGAAAUGGUUGUUUCUCCAUACUUCCAGCGACAGAGCUUGUUCCAGGGGAUAUAGUGGAAGUUGCUGUGGGAUGCAAAGUUCCAGCGGAUAUGAGAAUGAUUGAGAUGCUAAGUAAUGAAUUACGUGUUGAUCAGGCAAUUCUUACAGGUGAGAGUUGGUCUGUGGAGAAAGAGCUCGAGUCCACAAUAGCAACAAAUGCUGUGUAUCAAGACAAGACCAAUAUUCUAUUCUCGGGUACAAUAGUGGUUGCUGGCAGGGCUAGAGCUGUUGUAGUUGGAGUCGGGGCUCACACUGCCAUGGGUAGCAUACGUGAUUCAAUGCUCCAAACAGAAGAUGAAGCGACACCACUGAAGAAAAAGCUGGAUGAGUUUGGUACUUUUCUGGCCAAGGUUAUUGCUGGAAUCUGUGUAUUGGUCUGGAUCGUAAACAUUGGUCACUUUCGCGAUCCUUCUCAUGGAGGGUUCAUGCGUGGUGCUAUUCAUUAUUUCAAGAUUGCAGUUGCCCUUGCUGUUGCAGCAAUCCCUGAAGGACUUCCAGCUGUCGUUACAACGUGUUUGGCUCUCGGGACCAAGCGGAUGGCUCGGUUGAAUGCCAUUGUUCGGUCUUUGCCAUCUGUCGAGACCUUAGGUUGCACCACAGUAAUUUGCAGUGACAAAACUGGGACUCUGACCACCAAUAUGAUGUCUGUUUCAAAGGUUUGUGUGGUUCAUUCAGUACAACGUGGCCCUCUGAUUGCUGAAUAUAACGUCAGUGGGACAACGUAUGCACCGGAAGGCAUUAUCUUUGACAGUACCGGGACACAGCUCGACUUUCCAGCACAGUUGCCUUGUCUAAUUCACAUAUCAAUGUGUUCAGCUCUUUGUAAUGAGUCUAUUCUACAAUAUAAUCCGGACAAAGGAAAUUAUGAAAAAAUUGGCGAGUCAACUGAAGUGGCUCUCCGUGUACUUGCUGAAAAGGUUGGCCUUCCGGGCUUUGAUUCUAUGCCUUCUUCACUGAAUAUGCUUAGCAAACACGAGCGUGCAUCUUACUGUAAUCACUAUUGGGAGGAUCAGUUCAGAAAGGUUUCUAUAGCAGACUUCACUCGUGACCGGAAAAUGAUGAGUGUCCUAUGCAGCCGAAAUCAUCUUCAGAUAAUGUUUUCAAAAGGUGCUCCAGAGAGCAUCAUUUCUAGGUGCACAAAUGUUUUAUGUAAUGACAAUGGUUCCACGGUUCCACUUACUGCCAGUACCCGGGCGGAGCUGGAAUUGAGGUUGCAGAGUUUUGCUGGAAAAGAAACAUUAAGAUGCUUGGCGCUGGCCUUGAAGCAGAUGCCCGUUGGUCAACAGACAAUCUCCUACGAUGAUGAGAGGGACCUGACAUUCAUUGGGUUGGUUGGAAUGCUUGAUCCACCAAGGGAAGAAGUGAGAAGUGCUAUGCUUUCAUGUAUGACUGCUGGCAUACGAGUCAUAGUUGUAACAGGCGAUAACAAGUCUACAGCUGAAUCACUUUGCCGCAAGAUAGGUGCUUUUGAUGACUUGGUAGAUCUUGCUGGACGCUCUUAUACUGCUUCUGAGUUUGAAGAAUUACCUGCAUUGCAACAAACAUUGGCAUUGCAGCGUAUGGUUCUCUUUACCAGGGUUGAACCUUCUCACAAGAAAAUGCUGGUUGAGGCCUUACAGCACCAGAAUGAAGUGGUUGCGAUGACGGGUGACGGUGUCAAUGACGCACCUGCACUAAAGAAGGCGGAUAUUGGAAUUGCCAUGGGUUCUGGAACCGCGGUGGCGAAGAGUGCUUCAGAUAUGGUUUUGGCAGAUGACAAUUUUGCUACCAUUGUAGCGGCUGUUGCUGAGGGGAGGGCUAUAUAUAAUAACACUAAGCAGUUCAUCAGAUACAUGAUUUCUUCCAACAUUGGUGAAGUAGUUUGUAUUUUUGUAGCAGCUGUACUUGGAAUACCUGAUACUCUUGCUCCUGUCCAACUGCUAUGGGUUAACUUAGUUACUGAUGGCUUGCCGGCCACUGCUAUUGGUUUUAAUAAGCUAGAUUCUGAUGUAAUGAAGGCUAAACCGCGUAAGGUGCACGAGGCAGUAGUUACUGGAUGGCUGUUCUUCCGUUAUUUAGUAAUUGGAGCUUAUGUUGGCCUUGCCACGAUUGCGGGAUUUAUAUGGUGGUUUGUGUAUGCUGAUAGCGGUCCUAGACUUCCUUAUAGUGAGCUGAUGAACUUUGACUCAUGCUCAAUAAGGGAGACAACCUACCCAUGCAGUAUUUUUGAUGAUAGGCAUCCAUCAACUGUGUCCAUGACCGUGCUUGUCGUUGUUGAAAUGUUUAAUGCUCUGAAUAAUCUUAGUGAAAACCAAUCUCUUCUUGUUGUCCGUCCCUGGAGUAAUAUGUGGCUUCUUGCUUCAAUCAUCCUUACUAUGCUCCUUCACAUACUAAUUCUGUAUGUGCAUCCGCUCUCUGUUCUUUUCUCUGUGACACCGUUAUCGUUGUCUGAGUGGGCGGUUGUCCUUUAUCUUUCAUUUCCGGUCAUAAUCAUUGAUGAGGUGCUAAAGUUCUUCUCAAGAAAUUCAAGUGGUGUGAGAUUCAAUUUCCGAUUCAGAAGGCCUGAUUUACUUCCAAAAAAGGAUUUGCAUGACAAGUAAAAGAUGGAGUUAUCAUGUCACCCAAAAUUUUGCUCACAUAUCUACACCCAAAAAUUACAGAACUCUUCCACAGGUACGAGGAUGGGUGCAUUCAUUAUGCUUUGUGUCUAUACUGACGCACAUCACCAAGAUAUAGUUGGUUCUGCAUUGGUUCCUUGUAUGCCUAUCAAAAUAAGAAAAAGGAAAUAUUUUCCCAAAAAAUGUCCCAAACAAAUAGCAAAAGAAAAUUCUAGCUCAUCAAUUUCCGGGCUUGUACACAAACUUUUUGUUGUUAAUUGGACAUGCUUUCGUUCAUGAUGAGUUCCACCAUGCACGAAAAUUUUCAGGCCAGACGCGUCAUCUGUCUCUUUUUCCCUUGUUAUUUUUCCUUUCCUUAGAAGUAGGUGACCUUUCUCCUG
Molecule: messenger RNA, 3462 nt
Organism: Morus notabilis
Lineage: Eukaryota; Viridiplantae; Streptophyta; Magnoliopsida; Rosales; Moraceae
Product: calcium-transporting ATPase 3, endoplasmic reticulum-type
Exons: 34
Coding region: 59-3064 (1001 amino acids)
Biological process (GO): calcium ion transmembrane transport; intracellular calcium ion homeostasis
Cellular component (GO): membrane
Molecular function (GO): ATP binding; P-type calcium transporter activity; ATP hydrolysis activity
Source: RefSeq, a predicted model, not a curated record